AGGAACACAGGGGAACAUGUCCUUUGUUCAGCCUGAUUGGAGCUUGUAGGCACUUAUUCAAUAGUAAUACAUCCUGUUUAUAUAGCCUAUAGCAGCGUUUCUCAAACUGGGGUCCCUUAGGGUACUCCAGGGAGUCCAUGGGCCACACUGAUCAACUCCUCCGCCUGCCCAGCAUGCAGGAGGCCCUGGGAGGGAAAGGGGGGGGGAGAGAGAGAGAGGCAGGCAUGGGGAACCGGCAUGCUCGAGGGAGGGAGAUGGGUAGAGUGGGCUUGGGAAGAGGUGGGGUGGGGCUUUGGGGGGAAGGGAGGGAGUCAGGGUGGGGCCUGGGGCUCAGGAGAGAACUUGAGGGUCCACACGUUUUUAGUCAAAAUGGGGGUCCUCAGGUUGCUAAAGUUUGAGAAUCGCUGGCCUAUAUAAUAACAGUGAGGUUCCUUAGAGGGGAAAAUACAGCUACAGGAUUUUAGCACUCAUUUGUCUCUAAGGUACAGAAAUGUGGGUGACAUUAAUAUGUUACACACAUUUAGCACCACUUACUUAAAUAUCUUGAUGGGCAUUAAGUUAGACUCAUAACACUCCUGUAAGAGAAGCAUUAAUAAUACUUUGUUAUAGGUAAACCGAGGCACAGAGCUAGUAGAAGCCCAUUCCUGAAGCCAUUGAAGUCAAUGGCCUCAAGUUACUUGCUCCAAGGAUGCAUGUGGCAUGGACGUUUGUGCUAACUUAGCCCAUUGUAGGAUCAGCGUUCAAGUCAGCUGCAUAAAUGUGACCAGAAGGCACUGAAAGGGAGUAGCCCCAACUUCCAGCCCUGUGUCUUGGUCACAAGCGAGCAGGUCAGGUACAGGUUACUUAACAGAAGCAGAACUCUCCUAACGUGUUAGCAAGACGUGUGGGUGUGGUUUUUUUGUUUUUUUUACAAACUUUGGGCUUGAUCCUGUAAACACGUCAGCAGCCGAGUAACUUGAAUCACCUGGGUAGCUCCACAGAAGUCAGUGCGACUGUUUCUGUGCGGAAAAGCGACUCAGGCAUGUUUGCAGGGCCGGCGGGCUGUAGCUUUUCGGAGGCGCUGCAGGACUCUGAAUAGCAUUUUAGCGGAGUCCUGCCCAACGCCGACUGACGAUUACUACCGCUGAACAGAACAAACUGCAAGGAAACCUGCCGCCACCGGAAAACCGUAGAGAAAGUUGGAAAACGACCCAACCCACCUAUCGCGCCCUGGCUGGCCAUUUCUAAGGCUGUCCAGCUGCGUAAUGUCCUAGAUGCGCCUCAGUUACUUCAUCUGUCACUCCGUAAUUAGUGUCCAAGGCAAAUUCCUGCCAGCCUUUCCCCUGGGUGUGCAACGCAUUUGGGCUCAGACCCUGCCACUCUCUCAGUGCUGACUCCGUGGAAAGCUGGGAGAGAAGCUCUCUUUUGAAGUGAAAUUCGUUGUUCUGUUGAAAGCAUCCAAGAUCUGAUCAUAUUAAGGAACCGCCUCCUGCCCCCCUCUUAAAGUCACAAAGCCAUAAUAUUUUGCCUUUCAGUUUCCCCCUCGUGGCUUGCUGUGCUUAUCUAAACUCCCACCGACCGGAGGCUGGAUGCAAUUUCAGCACAUUGCUGCCAGUUAAAUGCAGCAUUUCGAAAAUGUUUGUAUUUAGCAACAGAAAGCCAGUGAGCAGCUCCUUGGCAGUCCAGGCAGGCACUGUUUAGGGUGAGCUUUAACUGUGCAGACUCACACAUCCAGUGCACGGUGCCCCUCAUUCAAAUCUUUGGUCUCCUCCUUUCCCUCUUAAAGUUUCCUCUGAUCGGCUUUGUUACACUUGAAGGUCUAGAUUAGCUGUGCCGGAGGCAGAGGUGCUCCAGGAGGAGUAGGAGGCAUGUGAAACUGUUGCAUCCUUUUCUCUCUUCUUUUUCUUUAAAGGCUAAAGAACUUAAACUUCCUGAAAUUGUUGAAUGGAAGCUGAGCGGACUUUUCUUCUGCCCCCCGGGAGGUGGAAACUGACUAACAGUUCAAGGAAGGCUCCAAAGCCGCGAGAGAUCAGCAGCACACUUCCUUUAGGGGUCUCCCUGGACUUUCCCCGCUCCCCGAUUUGUCUCUCCUGGGAGGAGCCAGCAAAAGGCACUUUGUAAAAAUAAAAACUGGACCGGAGCCAGCAAGUGUAAAAUUCUAAGUGGUGUUGGUCAGAUCGCGGCGGAUAAAGUAGAAACUCCUUCACUCCGGGAUGUGAAAAGUCUCAGGAGAGAGCUGAAACAUUUCUAGCAGCGGUGGGUUGUUUCAUCUCUUAUUUCCUUCUCCAAAAGCCGCGAUGCAGCCCUAAUUUAACAUAAAAAGGGGGCUGAACCCUUGGAUUUGAAGGAAGGAAGCCCAGUGUUUGCCAGAGAACUCACAACCUUGAUACCCUCCUUAGUUUGACCUUCAAGAGGGGAAGACUUCCGGCCCCCUUUACACCUUUCAGUCCAGCUGAAUCUAUGACUGGGGGUUCCACCCUAUCCCCACCCUUUGCUGUUCCAUUCCAGAAAAUGGGUUCAUUUCGAAGGCCCAGGCCUCGCUUCAUGAGCUCCCCAGUGCUCAGUGACUUGCCACGUUUUCAAGCAGCACGACAGGCUUUGCAGCUUAGCUCCAACUCUGCGUGGAACAGUGUUCAAACAGCAGUGAUAAAUGUGUUCAAAGGGGGAGGCUUGCAAAACAAUGAACUUUACACCCUCAACGAAAACAUCAGACGUUUGCUGAAAAGUGAACUUGGAUCCUUCAUCACAGAUUAUUUCCAGAACCAGCUGCUUGCGAAGGGCUUGCUGUUUAUAGAGGAGAAGGUUAAGCUAUGCGAAGGUGAGGAUCGCAUUGAUAUCCUGUCUGAAACCUGGGAUCACUUCUUCACAGAGACCCUUCCCACACUCCAGGCGAUAUUCUACCCUGUCCAGGGUCAGGAAUUGACUAUCCGCCAGAUUGCCCUGCUCGGCUUCAGAGACUUGGUCUUAUUAAAGGUGAAGUUGGACGAGAUUCUUCCUCUAGUCCAAACAAAGCUCCCAGCUUCCAUUGUCCAGAUGCUGCUGGUUCUACAGGGUGUCCAUGAACCUACAGGUCCCAGCAAGGGCUACAUACUGCUGGAAGAGCUGGUCAAACAGGUGGUCUCUCCAUACCUGGGCUUGUGUGAGGAUCACAGCUUCCCUGGCGGCACCUGUGCACUCGAGAGACGGUAUUCCAGAUCUCGUCCCAAGGCAAACCUGCUGAGCUACUCUUCCCAUAGCGUGACAGCUCGGCAGCCCAGCGAGACGGCCCUGACGCCACUGACGGAGCAGGAGGGCGAGGCUUACUUGGAGAAAUGUGGCAGCAUCCGUCGCCACACUGUUGCCAAUGCUCACUCGGAUAUCCAGCUCCUGGCCAUGGCCUCCAUGAUGCACACUGGGAUCGUGAUAGAAGAGCCAGACAACAGUGACAAAUGCCUCCUCCUGCAGCCCAGCUUCAGCCACAGGCAAUGCUCCAGUGAGCCCAGUAUCGCUGAUGGGCCAGAGGGACUGGUAGCAACGGGCAGGCAGGAACCUACGGAACUGAACUGCACCUCAGUCAGCUAGAAGGGAUGUCCCCUCCAGGAGAGAGAACCAUGUGCACUGAACCAAAGGAUGUUCCUGCUGGGAACGGUGGAGAACAUGAGCCUUGGGGAUGUAUUUGCUCAUGUUGCAGGAACGGUCUAUGUUCUCAUGUCUCUUGGGAAAGGCACCUUAGAUUUUUGUCUCUGACUUUCUAGGAUCAUUGUCGGUGGAGGUACCAGGCUGCUCCCAGGAGAGCAUUCAGGACUGCAAGAGUUUCAGUGUGAAAUGCCACUGUCUCUGUGUUCUGUAGAGUUUCUUCUUGAGCUGUUCAACAUCCAAGUUCCACUGCUGUAGCCUCCCUUUUAUUUUAAGUGAAAGAAAUUAAUCUGAACAUUUUUCAAUCUUAUGCUGAACUCCUUGGUCUCAUUAAAUGGAGCCCUCCUCCAACUCCCAGCAGCAGUUGGAGAGACUGUGCUAAAAGCUCACUUGGUCCUUGGCCUCUGUUGCUAGGAUGGUGAUGCCUGAGGUUGGGUUUUUAUUUUAAAUGUAUUGUACUCAGGGAUUAAACUUUGUGAGUCUUGUGGAGAA
Messenger RNA from Gopherus evgoodei (Goodes thornscrub tortoise), 4086 nucleotides. RefSeq names its product proline rich 5 like (gene PRR5L). The record is from RefSeq and is a predicted model, not a curated record. The transcript has 9 exons. Gene Ontology annotation, cellular component: TORC2 complex. The coding region runs from base 2440 to 3540 and encodes 366 amino acids. Lineage: Eukaryota; Metazoa; Chordata; Testudines; Testudinidae. Gene Ontology annotation, biological process: TORC2 signaling.